Messenger RNA from Cataglyphis hispanica, 4672 nucleotides. Its product is annotated as serine/threonine-protein kinase 32A. Gene Ontology annotation, biological process: regulation of signal transduction; G protein-coupled receptor signaling pathway; protein phosphorylation. Bases 2144 to 3535 code for a protein of 463 amino acids. Gene Ontology annotation, molecular function: G protein-coupled receptor binding; G protein-coupled receptor kinase activity; ATP binding. The transcript is spliced from 10 exons. Lineage: Eukaryota; Metazoa; Arthropoda; Insecta; Hymenoptera; Formicidae. The record is from RefSeq and is a predicted model, not a curated record.
GUUUGUUGCAGAUUUAUUGUGUGACAAAUUGAAUGUAUCCCACAAUGCAAUCUCGAUCAAAUAAUUUCAAAGUGUCUUUCUUAAAACACAGUUUACAGAAAAAAAAAAUACAGGUUUUUAUAGAUUAUUUUUCCGAGAUACCUUCGGAUAAAUUUCUCUCACAUCUUCGUAAGAAUCAAUUUCAUUAAGCGGUCCAUUACGGUUCUAAAUCUUCAAAAUAUAGUUUGACAUUUCUAGAAAGUUUUUAGAUAUUUUGUUUUAUAACGUAAUUUGUAGUUUUUAGCAAUUUUCCAAAUGAAUUCAAUUAAAUAAUUACUGAAUACUUAAGAUACUCGAUAAAUGUCCUUUCAUUGCUCCACUUGUAUUUCCUAUAAAUUGAAGCUCUUUAAAAGUCUUGAAAAUAUAUAUUAGCCUAAUUGGUUCUUGAGUCCUCUUGGAGACAGAAUCAAACGUUUUAAGUAUUCACUAUACUCUUUUCUUCGUUUCGCUCUUCUUUCCUGCAUACAUUUUUUUUUUUUUUUUUAUAUGACUGUCCCUUCAGAGAAUUCGACUCGUGUUUCUCGAUACGGCUGGACUUUUAUAGAACCAAGCUCUUGAAGUACUAUUCACUGUCGUCCCCUUUCUAAAUUUCUCUCUUAUUCCCCUGUGUAUUUAUUACAAUAACCCUGCCACGAAGAUCAUCGACGCGUUUCUUAGCACGACUGUGAUUCUUCGCCGGAUUGACAUUCCUCGAAGUUGCCGCUUUUCUGUCACAUCCCUGUGGGAAAUCGAUCGCUAGAGAGUGAAAAAAAAAAUCGCUUUUAUCCAGAUCGAUUUAAUCGGAAUCUCACGAGAAUUUCUCUCGCUUUUCAAUGCUUUUCUUUUCCCCGCCGUGUUCCUCCUCUCCAGGAAUGCACUCGCGACUUCCCCCGCGAGAAUUCCCCGACAAAUUCCCGACGGAUAGACGGGGAAGGAAACCAAGUCGACAGAUAACGACUGAGAGGAUCGUGACGGCUCGCUCACUGGCGGGGCGAUUCGCUUCGUCCGCUAUCCGGUCGCCGACUUUCCUCGUUGUCGACCGACAUCGAAUCACAUAUAUAUCGAUUCGAGCGAGACGACAACGACCGUACACGCGACGGCCGGAGAACAAAGACGGCGAUGUCGAGACCGCGGCGCGAUGCGAAGCGACAAACGAGCGCGCCGGGACGUUUGCGGCGGCUGCGUCGUGCUGAGGAAACGUGUGUCGUGUAUUAUGGUCGAAUGUCGCAUUGCGGAGAAAGAGAACGGCGGCGGCACACACGGAUGAUGCCUGUCGCCGCCGCCGCCGCCGCCACCGCGUCGUCUGCAUCUGUCAUCGUCCAUCCUCGUCGCACCCGCGUAGUCCCCGAUUGACUCGGACCCUCGCAUUUCUUCGACGGAACGUCUGUUCUGUCAGUGUCGAUGGGCAUGCGGGGACUUCCUGCGCGACAGACGGCGAGCGAAGAGGAUCGCGUAUGACGAUGUGGAAGAAAGAGAUUCCCCACACAUUGUCUACUUUCCAAUAUAUCAGUGAUUAAAUUGAAUAAAAAGAAAUUACAUCCACGUGCGCGGAUGAACUCGUUUCAUUUGAAGAUUGCAUUGGAAAGGAUAAUUAUUAAUUUUGCUGUACAUUCGCAAGUUUUGCAUCACAUGGUACAGAAAAUAUUGAGACCAAUCGCGCCGUAUAUGUCGUAAGCAAGACUCGCUACAACGAUGUGUCGCGAGCAAGUUCGUCGCAUUGCCGUCCGAAAGACCAUCAACGAUCGCAAUUAUUCUGCACGUUAGCGCAAUCCCUUAAUUAAGUCGCUCGAAUUAGCGACGGACCGCUGCUAAUUAACGUCAUCGCCAUCGUUCUUCUCGGAGAAAGAGCUUCACGUCAUCAACUAACAGAUUUAACGAGAAACCAUUUGGCGCACGUGACGAGCAUUUUUCUCUCUCUCUCCCCUUCAAGAAGAAAGGAUGAUACUCGUUCGAUAAAAAAAGUCGUGCGACAAGGCGUCGCGGCGCCGUGACAAUGUGGAAAUAUGAGACUUUCUACGUCAGCUGUCGGACCCCGUCGUCUUCGUCGUUUUUGUCGAUACUUUGCUCGCACCAAUGCAGCUUACACCGAUCGCCGAUGUACAAGUCCGACGUCUAUUGAGGAAAAAUGGGCGCCAAUCAAUCGACCCGAAGUGAUCCCACCCCCGGAGAAGAAGUGAACUUCGAUCAUUUUCAAAUUUUACGCGCUAUCGGGAAAGGCAGCUUUGGCAAGGUCUGUAUCGUGCAAAAACGUGACACUACCGGCCAUAUGUACGCUAUGAAGUACGUACAUAAAAACGAAUGUGCAGAACGGGGUGCCUUGAAGAACGUGGCGAGGGAAGUCGAGAUCCUAUCAAAGCUUGAACAUCCUUGUUUAGUGAAUUUAUGGUUCAGCUUCCAAGAUGAGGAGGAUCUCUUCAUGGUAUCGGAUUUACUUUUGGGCGGCGAUCUGAGAUACCAUAUCCAGCAAGAGAUUGUGUUCAGCGAGGAGAGCGUCGUACUGUUCGUAGCUGAAAUCGCCUUGGCGCUCGAUUAUCUGCAGAGUCACAGGAUUAUCCAUCGGGACAUUAAACCGGACAAUAUAUUGCUGGAUGAGGAGGGUCACGCCCAUGUAACAGACUUUAAUAUUGCAACUGUACUCGAAGAUGGUCAAUUAGCGACUUCAAUGUCUGGAACAAAGCCAUAUAUAGCCCCGGAAAUUUACAUGUGCUCAUGCGAGGAAUACGGUGUCCUUGGCUAUGGAUUCGCUGUGGAUUGGUGGAGUCUAGGAAUCCUCGCUUGGGAGACCUUAGCCAUGGAAAGACCGUAUCCACUUCACUCCACAACGUCUAACAGAGAGGCUUUGAGAAUCUUGCAGGAAGAAAGGCCGACACCUUCGCAUUGGACUCCCUCGACAUGCGAUCUCCUGGACCGUUUAUUAACUCUGGCCCCGAACGCUCGAGUGUCGAGUUUAAAGGAACUAAAGCAAGUGAGCGCAAUGAGAGAGCUGGAUUUUGACAGAGUGCUGAAUAAGCAAAUAAAACCGCCCUUCACCCCGCCGAAGGAUCAUUUAAAUUGCGAUCCCACUUUCGAACUCGAGGAAAUGAUAAUUGAGACGAAGCCCUUGCACAAGAAAAAAAAACGUCUGGCUAAACAAAGAUCGUUAAGGGUCGAGUACUCAGGAGAGGAUGCUGGCGGUUUCGCCGAGGGCGCUGGAUCAAGUUUAGACAUGCGGAGAUUAGCUUACAUUCCGGAAUAUCGGAUUUAUAAUCGCGAACGCGAGAUCGAGAGAUUGGAGAGAGAGAAGAAGGAGAAACAAUGGGAAGAGGAACUGAACACUGCCAUGAAAGGUGCCGAAGAAAGACUCAAAACAAAGCAGCAACAUCUGCCGGCCCAGCGAACCGGAAACCGACUAAGCGUCUCGACGACGAACGUCAAAGCACGCAUAAACGCCUCACCGAGGCAAGGACGCCAUGGGAGCGCUACGACAUCCUCGGACAUCGACUUCAUCGACGCGAGUCCAGAGCCUAGCACAUCUUAAAUAACACUGAGAACUCUGCACCUACCGUAGCCUAUCAAUGACCAGUAGUCUCUUUUAAUUCUAUGAAUGCGUAUAAAAAUUUAUAAGAGACACCAAUAUUUAUCUAGUUUAAUAACUUGCUAUAAAAAUAAUUUAAUUAUUUCUUACUCUGUGAAACAUACGCAUAUAUCUAACGAUAAGACAUUCAGAAAUAACAAAAUGUGUUGAGUGAUUAUUUUACUUAACAUGCGUCGAAAGAUCCUAUUUUAUAUGUGAAAAAAAAGUUUUUAUACAGAUUGAUAACGUUCGCUUUAUAUCAAUUGAUUUCAUACACGAAAUCCUGAAAAAAAUAUGGAUAACAACCGGAAAAUCGCUCAUCGUGCAAGCUCUAUCAGACUUUACCAAUGCGUACUUAAUCAUUGUAUCAGUAAAAUUUAUUUUAUAAUUUAUAUUUUAGUAAUAUAAUUACAUUUAUAAAAUUAAAUAAAGGAACCUAAUGUAUUAUUUCACGAAUUUUGACCAUUAAUAAUGCAAAAUUAUUCUUUAAACUUUAAAGUAGUAGACGAUCGCUACGUCAACUUUAUUGAAUAACAGCAAAUUUUUUAUUGCUCUUUUAAAAUCAAAAUUUACAAAAACUCAUUAGAAUUAAACAUCUUCGAUGAAUAACAUUAGUUAAUCUUUUCAGUGCAAAUCUGACGUAUACCGUGUAUAUCUGUCCCUGAAGCUUUUAAAAAAAAAAUUUGAUUUUAUCUUGAUUUCUCUUUAAAAGUUAAUAUAUAAUUACUAUAAAUCACAUUUUCAUUAUAUAUAGGGAGAAUAUGCAAGUUUUGCAAUGCUAAAUAGAAUCAUAAUUAUUAAUAUAUAAGAUUACAUAAGAUGAAAAAAUUAUAGAUCAAAUAAAAAAAAUUUAACAAUUUAAAAGUACUAAACAAGAAUUAAAAUAAAUUAUAAAUUUUUUAAUAUUUCUAUCUCUAAUAUGAUUAUUGAAAGGAUUAAGGGACGCAUACUACAUAUUAAUAUAAUUUUCUUUAGUUAAUGGAACUGGGAACAAUCACUAUACACCUAUACAUACAUAUAUGUUUUAUUCAAUAAAGAUAUAUGUUGUUUACAAGUGAGCUAUGUACGAAUCAAAAUAAAAAAUAUCUUUGACACAUGUUA